AUGUAUGUAUGUAUGUACAGAAUCCGCGCGGCUUUCGAAGCUAUCUUCAAGCGGUCCACGCUGCUGCAGGAUGUAGAGGGAGGGCUGCCCGAUACCCUCCCGCGCUCCCCGUCCAUUUACAAGAAGGUCCAACUGCCUCGUGAACGUGUAUGUGAUAUGUCUCCGGAAGAUCAGAAAGCAUGGGAGACACUCGAGAUGUCCAAAGAAAUAGACUUCGACAGGAUGUUGCAAAUCGCCAGAAAGAGAGAUAUGGUCAGUAUUAUAACCAGCCUGUCCUCUUUGAUCUGA
Molecule: messenger RNA, 288 nt
Organism: Diatraea saccharalis (sugarcane borer)
Lineage: Eukaryota; Metazoa; Arthropoda; Insecta; Lepidoptera; Crambidae
Source: the annotation of a GenBank genome assembly